AUGGGUGACGUGUGUCGGGAUUCUUGGUCUCACCCCCCUCUCUCUGCCCGUUGUGUUGCAGUGUUGCGUGAUGACUUCAGGCAGAACCCCAGCGAUGUAGUGGUUGCCGCGGGCGAGCCCGCCAUCAUGGAGUGCCAGCCGCCGCGCGGACACCCCGAGCCCAACGUCUACUGGAAGAAGGACACCGGCCGCAUCGGCGAGCGGGACGAGAGGAUCACGAUGCACGGGGGCAAGCUGAUGAUAUCCAACACCAAGCGCAGCGAUGCUGGCCGCUACAUCUGUGUCGGCACCAACAUCGUGGGCGAGAGGGACAGCGAGCCAGCGGAACUCACCGUCUUCGGUAAGAGCGCCCCCACCUUUGUACGGCGACCCAUUAACCUGGUGGUCCUGGAGGAUGAAGGGGUGGAGUUCCACUGCCAGAUGCAGGGAGACCCCCAGCCCACCGUACGUUGGAGGAAGGACGACACUGACGUGGUCAGGGGCAGGUACGACAUCAAGGAGGACAACACCUUACGCAUCAAGAGGGUGACCACCAACGACGAGGGGACCUUCACGUGCGUGGGAGAAAACCGCGUGGGCAUGGCGGAGGCCACGGCAACACUGACCGUGCGAGGUAAAGGAGGGGGGGGGGAUGGUCGCUGUUGCCCGCAGCGGGCGGUCAGAUCUUGCUGCGGUCCCACUGAGGACCUUCUACCCACGCUUGCCCGCCAAUUGGCCGUGUGGCUUCUGACGGAAAGACCUCCACCGAUUAUUCGCCAGGGACCGGCCAACCAGACGCUGGGCGUGGACGGGACGGCGCUGCUCAAGUGCCAGGCGAUGGGUGACCCAGUGCCAACCGUCAGCUGGCUGAAGGAUGGAGUCGGUCUCCUGGGCAAGGACCCGCGUCUGUCCCUGCAAGGGUUCGGGAGCCUGCAGAUCAAGAGCUUGCGGGUGACGGACUCCGGAAUUUACACGUGUGUGGCAACGAGCUCAAGUGGGGAGACCACGUGGAACUCGUUUUUGGAAGUACGAGAGUCUGGAGCAUCCAUCUUAAAUACUAAGAUGGACACCGACACGGACGCGUUGCCGGGAUCGCCCUCCAAGCCGCAGGUCGCCGACGUCACGAAGAGCAGUGUCACCCUCUCCUGGUUGCCCGGGAAACACACCGGCCCGUCCCCAGUAACAUCCUACAUCAUCGAGGCCUUCAGCCAAUCGGUGAGCAACAACUGGCAGACGGUGGCGGAGCGUGUGAAGAACAGUUUGUUCACCGUGAGGAGCCUGAGGCCCAACACCAUUUACCUGUUCCUGGUCCGUGCCGUCAACGCCCAGGGUGUCAGUGCCCCCGGCCUCCUGACUGACCCCGUCCGCACUCAAGAUAUCAGCCCCCCCGCGCAAGGCGUGGACCACCGCCAGGUGCAGCGGGAGCUCGGAGACGUCCUGGUGCGUCUACACAACCCGCUGGUCCUGACGGCAUCCAGCAUCCAAAUCACCUGGACCGUGGAGCGGCAGUCGCAGUUUAUCCAGGGUUACCGGGUGCUGUUCCGCCAAAUCUCGGGCCUACCCUCUCCGUCGUCCUGGCAACCGCUGGAGGUCAAGGUGGCGACAGAGCGGAGUACCGUCCUCUCCGGCCUGAAGAAGGGGGUCAGCUACGAGAUGAAGGUCCGCCCGUACUUCAACGAGUUCCAGGGGAUCGACAGCGAGUCGAAGACCGCACGCACUAGCGAAGACGCUCCGGGUGCCCCGCCACAGUCGGUGACGGUGUUGACGGUCGGCAGCCACAACAGCACCAGUAUCAGCGUCUCGUGGGACCCACCCCCCACAGAGCAGCAGAAUGGCAUCCUCCAGGAGUACAAGAUAUGGUGCCUGGGCAACGCCACGAGAUUCCACAUUAACCGGACGGUGGAUGCAGCUGUCCGCUCGGUGGUGAUCAGUGGCCUCCUGCCCGGUGUCCAGUACCGCGUACAGGUGGCGGCGAGCACCAGCGCCGGCGUGGGCGUGAAGAGCGCGCCGCAGCUCAUCAUCAUCGGGAGCCGCGGGGACGAUAUCUUCGUGACGGGUCCGGGCGGCAACAACAGCAUCACCGAGCAGAUCACCGACGUGGUGAAGCAGCCGGCGUUCAUCGCGGGCAUCGGGGGAGCCUGCUGGGUCAUCCUGAUGGGCUUCAGUAUCUGGCUGUACUGGCGAAGGAAGAAGAGGAAGGGUCUCAGCAACUACGCAG
This is a messenger RNA of Leucoraja erinaceus (little skate), 2197 nucleotides long. Its product is annotated as roundabout homolog 2-like. The record is from RefSeq and is a predicted model, not a curated record. Gene Ontology annotation, molecular function: protein binding. The transcript has 13 exons. Lineage: Eukaryota; Metazoa; Chordata; Chondrichthyes; Rajiformes; Rajidae. The annotation marks the transcript as partial.